UAGAUACACAGAGUUGGGUGUGGUCAUCGAAUCACCUCCCCCGUUCAUUCUUCAAUGCCAUGGCCACCGUCGACGACCACCACCUCCUCCACCUGGACUCCGUCCCCGUCGUCGACCUCCGCCUCCUCACCCAAUCCGAGCUCUACUCCCUCUCCCUCUCCUCCUCCUCCUCUUCCGCAUCUCAUCGCUUCGACGACGACGUUUUGAUCCCCAAAAUCGACCGCUCCGUCUUCAACGAAUCCGCCGGCAGCCGCAAACAGACCUACUCCCGCCUCCGCCUCGCCCCUCGCAACUCCCAAUUCGCCUCCUCCUCCAAUUCCAAAUCUGCCCUCCCUCCCUCCCACCUCCUCCUCUCCCAGCCGCUCGAUCUCGAGAGCCGCCAGAUUAUCUCGCUCCUCAAGCAGCUCUUCCCCUCCGACGAUCAAAACGACGACGUCCUCCUCCCCCAAACCACCACCCCCACCCCCACCCCCGUGCAGUACAAAAUCCCCGCCGCGCCGGCUCCUUCCCUCGGCGCCUCGGCCGGUGCGGUUUCCGGCGUCGAUUCCUCGCUCGGGAAACGGAAGCGCGGCCGGCCGCGGAAGGAUUCUAACGCCGUGGUUGCGAAACCGGAGGCGGCUGUGCCGGUCGGCUCUGCUGCGUUGGCUGGCGGUGCCCGUGAGGCUGAGGAUGGCAAUGCCGGUGUUUUGGUUGAGAAGCGUGACGGUGGAGCUACAGCGGUUGGGACUUUUGUGCUGAAUAGCGAAGGACAGCUUGUGCCGAGUAGCGAGGGGAAGAGGAAGCGAGGGCGGCCGCGGAAGGAUGAGAUUAGGGUUAGGGAUGAGAGGACAGUGGCGGCUUCGGUGAGGAAACCGCCGAGAGUGAAGAAGGAGGAGGAUGGAGAGAUGGUGAUGGUGAACUUGAACGACGUCGUUGUGGAUUUGGAAGCAUUGGCCAAUGCGGACAGUGUGUUUGGGGAGGAGUUGAGGAAGAGGACAGAGGGGUUGGAAACUGAGGCGAAGUUGUUGGGGUUUCUGGAAGGGUUGGAGGGGGACUGGUCAAGUGCUAGGAAGAAGAGGAAGAUUGUGCAGGCGAGUGAGCUCGGCGACUUGUUGCCGAAGUGGUGGAAGAUCAUGCUGUCUCUCAAGAGGAAUGGAGGUCAUAAAUGGCUUGUGUGUAGGCGGUUUAUAAGCCCUAAUGGGUUGGAGUUUAUGUCGUGCAAGGAAGUUUCUUCAUACUUGCACUCUUAUUUUGGACUUGGAAGCCAGUCGAAUUCUGUUCAUACCGAUGGGAAUAUUCAGGUUUCUAAUAAAAUGGUUUUGGGAGAUGGAAUGCAACAUGAUACUAAUUUUACCUAUAAAGAUAACAACAAUGGUCAUGAGCUUCUUCGCCGCUCCCCAAUGCCCAUUACCUCUUUGAACAGCUAUGUCAAGAGCAUUGAAGCAUCAGGAGAAGUAAUGGGUAUGCGAAAAAAAUUGGAUCCUGUAAAGAAUGGUCGUUUGGGGACAUCCUUGAAAAUUCAAGAACCAGUUGAGAUAGAUGGGGAACAAACUUCUGAUAUGAUGGCCAACUAUGAUUUGAGUUCUGAUUUCUCUCUGGGUAAGGUAAAUGAUAUCAUGGCAAAAUAUUUUGGCAUAUCCAAUGAUGAAUCGAAUUCAAUGUCCUGUGAGGAGCAAGCGAUGAUGGCUGACAAAACAAUUUGCUUUUCUGAUGGAUUAAAUGAUGGUGUCAGGGUUGCCAUCAGCUCAGUUGAUGUGCCCAAAGUAGAGAUAGACAGUGCUUCAAAUGACAUGGGAAAAGAACAUGGAGCUGACAAUAUUGAUAAUCACCAAUCAACUAGCACUGUAGAUGAUUUGAAAAUUGAUGAUGUGGAUAAUUGUAGGAAUGGCAGGUCAAUAUCUGGUAUUAGUGAGAGUCACAUUGGACCUGAGACUGCAUAUAAUGUUGACCAACAAAGUACUUCAGAAGCCUGCUCGCUUGUUCCUUCAAUUGUGAUGGAGUCUCUUCAUGAAAGAGGUUCCGACAGUGGUUUAUAUAGUACAGCCACUGAUGAGAAAACAUGUGUUGUCAGUAAUAACUUCAAUAAUGAUUCAUUCCCCACAUUUUAUGAGCCCAGAUUUGAUGAUAUUGGCCUAUCUGGGAGUAAUGAGAAGACAUUUUGUUUUGGCAGCAAUCAUGCUAUGCCAGAUGUAGAUUCCAUGGAGAUCAGUGAGCGAAUUCGAAGUACUGGAAGCUAUUCAAAUGUUCCACCUCUGGAUGGACAUAGUUGUAUUAUUAAUGCAAUGAAUCCCAGUUGCACAGUGGAAGAACUCUUGCAGGACAAGAGUUUGGCAAGCAACGCAUUUAAUUCAUUUGUUAAUAAGCAGACCCCUGGUAAUCUAAAUAAGGGUGCUAUUCAUACAGCAGAAGGGCAUAAAGUUGAGCAUGCCAAAAAUUAUGACAAUAGUGAGUUAAGUGUUAAUUUUGGUAGCAGGGCCACUGUAACUACUGCAGAUACUACCUCUUGCAUUGAUCAGGAAAGAAGCUCUAAAGGCUAUUCACUUGCUUCAUAUGCAAACGAGCAUGCAUCUGUUUCGGAAAAUAGUUUUGUCUGCAAUAGCAUUUUGGAAGAACUUAAGCCCGAUAGAGGUACUUCUGAAACUGAUUUGGUUUGCCCAUCGGAAUAUCAACAAGGAUAUAAUCUGGUAAAUCAUGCAAACAACACAUCCUCAAGGCCAAUUGAAGUAUUAAAAGAGGAGGUUAAAAGAUCUUGGAAUGACGAGGUGCUGCAUACUUUUGGCAGCAGUCGCAGUGGACAAGAAGCGAAUGCUAUGAGUAGCACUGUGACCUCAAUAAAUUCUCAAGGACCUUCCCUUGUUAUUUCGGAGGAUAACCAAUCAUUUGCUACUGGCUCUGGCAUAUUUAGUAGCUCAGUAUUGGACGAUAAGCUGAUAAGAGUCCCUGUUAAUGACUUAGCACGCCCAAGUGGUAGUGAGCAAACCCCUGAUUUUGUAAAUAAUCUGAACAGGAUUUAUAGCACCACAUCGUGGGAGCAGCCUAAAUCCGAGGUUGCAGAAAAUUCAAGGAUCAAUGAGGCCAUCAAUGGUUUUUUAAAUGAUUCCCAACCCACUGCCGAUUCCAUCUCCGAGCUUAGGUGGAGAAAUGGUGGGCAAAACGUCCAGCAGAGUGCAUUGGCUGACAAUUCUUCUGCACUUAUGCCAUCAUCUGUCAGUUAUCCGAACUUUGAUCUGCUGUCAGGCAAGGGUGCAAAUGGAGCUUUGAGCAUAAGUGAAAAGUUUGACAACACUUCAUGUUUGGAAGGAUUAAAGUCAAGUAGAUUAGAGCAGUUUGAGCAUGACUUUCUGACUGCUCAAGCAACCUCUCAGUCAAAGGAAUCAAAUGUGUUGUCAUAUGAUGAGACUCAUGAGAGUAUAGAGCAAGGUUUCAAUUCAUCUGGUUGGCCAGAGAAGGAAGCACUGCCUUCAGUGCCAAAUAUAGAAAGCAGGCGUGAGAUUAACAGCUGUGUCUGGUGCAGAAAUGAGUUUUAUCAUGAUGUUUAUGGAGCCGGAAUGCAAACUGGUUCAGUGGGUUUUAUGUGUGCAAACUGCCAGGGCAAGUUCUCAGGUCAUGUCAGUUUUCUGUAGUUGUCCAUUCACUCCAUGAUUCAUGAGGAUUUGCUUAUUAUAUACCCAUCAUCCUAGCAAUAUCUUUGAUAUGAGGCAUUGGUCGAACUCUUUGGAGGACUGCUUCACAUAUAGACCUAUGUAACUAGGGACGAGCUGGUUCUGGUAUGGCGCUCUAUGUCAUAUCUUGCCAGAAGUCACUUGCUGCAGCACAUUCUUUUUUCUUCUUCAUUUCCUUUGGGUCUAAUUGUUUGUUUGAUAAUUUACGCUGAUUUAGGCCUCUUUUUUUUUCUUUCUGUGGAGGACCUUUUUUAUAUUAUCCUCACAAGAAAGAAACUCAUUGUCCAGUUAGGUUUAUGGGCUAACUUGUGCAUAGCAACUUGCAUAACAUUUUCGUCUCUUAAUAUAGCCUUACAAAAUAAAUACUUACUGCCCAAACUUAUUGUAUGCUGAGUUGCUGACACUUGUUUUCAUUGUGAAAACUUGGUCUUGUUAGAAUAUGAUUAUUGUCUUGAAGGUUCUCGAGCUCUACUUCCCCAGAUAACAGUGAGAAAGAUGCUCUGGGUAUUAAAGAUGAUUUUCUCUUCCUACCUUGUACUGUGGCACAAGCCCAAUUUUAUGAGUAUUUGCUUCUUUUUUAGUCCUAUCUGAGGAGUGGGAUAUAGUUUAGAAGUAUUUGGAGAGGAUCUGUUGAAUAUAGAUAUUAAAAUUUUAAACCAACCAAA
Messenger RNA from Rosa rugosa (rugosa rose), 4306 nucleotides. RefSeq lists its product as uncharacterized. Bases 60 to 3602 code for a protein of 1180 amino acids. Lineage: Eukaryota; Viridiplantae; Streptophyta; Magnoliopsida; Rosales; Rosaceae. Gene Ontology annotation, molecular function: DNA binding. The transcript is spliced from 5 exons. The record is from RefSeq and is a predicted model, not a curated record.